CUUUGAUAAAGAAAAGAAAAAUGAAAGCUUAUUACUUCUUUGUAUGGCUACUAAGUCUAGCCUUUCCGUUAAGUAUCUAUAGUUAUAGAAUUACCGCAUUAAUGAAAGCUGAUACGACUCGUAUGAGACGCUUCAAUAUCAACAAUAGAAUGUAUUACGACUCUUUUGGGUAUAAAGAAGCAAAAACCCAUUAUGACGUCUACUACCAGAAGGGCCAAACUGACGAUAUUGUAACGACCUUUAGUAUUCAUAACAAUUAUACUGGUAUUGAGAAUUGUGUAGAUGAAUACUAUAGCGACACUGCAACAAUUACGAUUAGUUCCAUUCUAGGAAAGACUUUCUUAGUGGGAGAGAAACAUUUUAGCGUCGAGCCCUUCGAGGUUAAAUAUAGAAAUUGCCAAUUCAUUAUUUCCACCUAUAAGAAUUUUUUUGGACCUGAUGCCAAGAUGUAUUGCUUGAAAGAUUUUGUUAUGGAAUACGUUCAAGCUAAUUUUAAUCGGGAUUACUUUUAUAUAAGACCGGGUUGGAAAUAUUAUGAUUGUGGCUCUCCUGAAAAUCUGACAAAUUUUUCUUCCUGUUUCUUCGAUCCUUUGUACUAACGAAGUUUAUUUUUUAUGAAGUAUAGGAUCAACUAUGAAUAAAAUUAGUCUAUAUUAUUAAUUAUUAAUUAGGUUUAAAAUAAAAUAUGUAAAAAAUUUUGUAAUUUUAUUUAUUCAUAAAAUAAAAUCAUUAUUUUAUGGUUAACAGGUUAACUAUAUCAAUAUUUCAUUGGUCCAGAAC
This is a messenger RNA of Rhizophagus irregularis DAOM 181602=DAOM 197198, 780 nucleotides long. RefSeq lists its product as uncharacterized. NCBI's taxonomy places the organism in Eukaryota, Fungi, Glomeromycota, Glomeromycetes, Glomerales, Glomeraceae. The record is from RefSeq and is a predicted model, not a curated record.